AUGGGGGCUCCUCAUGAGCUUCUAGAUCUGGUGAUAUUCGGUGGUAACGGCUACACGGGGCGGCUUGCGGUGCACCAGAUGGCUGUGGUGAUGAGCCAGCAUCCCGGGGUCCGCUGGGGGGUCGCAGGGAGGUCCCGGGGUAAGCUGGAGGCGGUGCUCCGGGAGGCGAAAGAGAAGGGUGUAGACACAAGUGACGUGGCCAUCCUGCUGGCGGACGUGGACGACGCGGACUCCCUGUCCCGCUUGUGCCGGAGCUGCAGGCUGGUGGUGAACUGCUGCGGCCCGUACGCGAGGUAUGGCGAGUGGGUGGUCGCCGCUGCCGUGGCUGAAGGCUGCCACCAUGUGGAUGUCAGCGCUGAGAACCACUUCACGCGUCUUAUAGAGAGCAGAUAUGAUGCAGCAGCUCGGAAGGCGGGUGUGUUCGUGAUCACCUCCUGCGGGCUGUCCAGUGUGCCGGUCGACGUGGGCGUUACAUACCUGGAGCAGAAUUUUCAAGGCACCCUGAGCUACGUGGACUCGUAUCUGACUACUCAUCCCACGGCGGUCAGCGUGCUGCGGGGCUGGCGACACGGCGUCAUCCGGUACAGCAGCUGGGAGUCCAUGAUACAUGGCAUGGCGCAGAAGAAAGACCCAGAGGAAGACCAUACCUUACCACAGAAAAGGAGGUGACUUUUGUUAAAUAAUAUUAAAUACUUGAGUUUUUAAUACGCCAUCUUUUUACUAACAAACCUACCUUAACCAUUCCAGGCCGC
Messenger RNA from Aricia agestis (brown argus), 752 nucleotides. Its product is annotated as lipid droplet localized protein-like. Bases 1 to 669 code for a protein of 222 amino acids. The transcript is spliced from 5 exons. NCBI's taxonomy places the organism in Eukaryota, Metazoa, Arthropoda, Insecta, Lepidoptera, Lycaenidae. Gene Ontology annotation, biological process: glycolipid biosynthetic process. The record is from RefSeq and is a predicted model, not a curated record. Gene Ontology annotation, cellular component: plasma membrane; lipid droplet; mitochondrion.